AUGCUGGGGACCGGUCCAGCCCCGGGGGUGCGCCGCCUGCGCCCCGAGCCCCCCGAGGAGCUGCCAUCCCAGGAGAACCUUCUCCUGGCGGCUGCCUAUGUCUCGGAUGCCCAGUACAACAGAAACGUUCCGUUCCAAACUUCCCCUCGGGCCGUCAGACUGUAUGGUCUUUAUAACCACCGGGCCACGCAGGCGGCCACGUACUUCUUCAUCUGUGUCAACCUCUCCCUUGCCCUGUUUGAGGAACCGGCGCUCUUCCCACUACCGUUCUGGGCCACCUCUGCAGCUGAAGUGCUCUGCCUAACUGCCUUCUUUGGGAGACUGGUCCACUUUGCAAAAGUCACUCCUCAGAAGGUUUUCUGGAAGGAUACCAAAAAUAUCUGCAUCAUGGUCACCAUCGCGCUGACCUUGAUUGAUCUAAUCAUCUACGGGUCCCUGGAGGCUGCUCACAUCCACAGCAUCAGGUGGUCAAGGGCCUUACGGCCAGUCUUCCUAAUUAACUUCCCUGAAAGUCGUCAGAUCCGCAGGGCUUUCCGCAGCAUCCGGAACACACUGCCGGACAUCCUCUACGUCCUCCUCCUGUUUCUCUUCAGCGUGCUGAUGUUCUCCCUCAUGGCCCUGAAGCUCUUUGGGGACAGGGGGCUGAAGACAGCGGAAGGGACACCCUACUUCACCAACCUCCUGGAGAUCACAUUCGAGCUCUACGUGCUGGUCACAACGGCCAACAGCCCUGACGUCAUGAUGCCCGCCUACAACUCCCAGUGGUGGUACGCUCUGUUCUUCGUGGCCUACCUCGUCGUCAACACCUACAUCUUCAUGUCCGUCUUCCUGGCCGUGGUCUACAACAACUACAGGAAGCACUUGAAGAAUGAGAUUCGCAAACUGGCCUGCCUGAAACGCCACAAGAUGGUGGAGGCGUUCCACCUCCUGAAGGUCAAGGUGGGCCCCGAGUCCGUGGUGACAGAGGCCGUGUGGAAGCGGCUGGCGAGGGCGGUGGCACCCGGCAUCAGCAGCUCCCACCUGGAGCUCCUCCUGAGGAUCUCGGACGAGGGACAGAAGGGGCACGUGGACAAAACGAACUUUCUGCGCUUGGCAGACCUCCUCAACAUCGAGGUGGUCACCGUCAACAUCAGGAGACAUCCACUGGAAGCCUGGGUGCCGCGGGUAUACCAGUCGUCUGCGAGCCUCUUGGUCCAGAGGAUGGUGCGGCACAGGAUUUUUGUCUGGGUCUAUGACGUCAUCAUUCUCAUCAACGCCGUAUUCAUCGCCCUGGAUGAGAGGAACCCCUUUAUCUCCCAUGCAGAGUGGCUUUUCCUUUCUCUCUAUGUUCUUGAGAUUCUCCUGAAGCUCUACACGCACGAGCCCAGAGCCUAUUUUGGAAGGAAGCAGUUCUGGAACUGGUUUGACACGCUGAUCAUCAUCGCAGCCCUGGUGGCCAUGGUGGCCAAUGCCACCAUUCAGUCAGCAAGAAAAUACAAGAGCCAGCAGAUACUGGACAUUGUCUUGAUACUGAGAAUCCUCCGGCUCCUAAGGGUCAUCGUCAGCAUUCAGAGGUUCCGGGUGAUAGUAACCACUUUAAUCAACAUUGGCCCCACGAUGAUCAUGUUUGGUGGACUCAUCUUCGUGGUCUACUAUGCCUUUGCCGUCGUGGGGAUGGAACUGUUCCAUGACAAAGUCCGGUUCUUUGACCCGAAUUUCACGGCUCCCGCUGCGCUGGUGUGCGGCAACCCAGCCUUGGCGGGGUCGGCCUUCGCCCGGGACAGAUACUGCAGGAACAACUUCAACGACCUGGCCUCCGCCCUGGUCGUGCUGACGGAGCUCACCGUGGUCAACCAGUGGCACGUCAUUGCAGGCGGCUUCGCCCUGGUGACCCACCAGGCGGCAAAGCUGUACUUCAUCCUGUUCCACGUCGUGGUGGUCAUCCUCAUCAUUAACAUCUUCGUCGCGUUCAUCCUGGAGGCGUUCUUUGUGGCGUACUCGUUAGAGAAAAGCGAAAUAGAGACCGCCAUAGAGAAGAAGAUCCAAGAGCUGGGCGUGGGGAUCCCAGAGGAAGACGAGCAGGACGGGCAGCUCACCGACGUGGACACCAUGGAGGGCGGCCUCGGCAGGGGUGAUGGUGACAGCAGGAGGGCAGCCUGGAAGGGGCUCUACUGCAGAAUCGCAUCAAAAAAGUAUAGGACUGUGGACACCUUGCUGCAGCGGAUGUUUGAGUCUGAAAUUGCUCCUGACGAUGAAGGCCCUUCCUUGGAUGAGAUCCUCAACUUCUCACCCAGUGACAUGUAUCCUAAGAAUCCCAAUUUUGAGAACAGCGCAUGAAGCUGGCUUGCAAGGACCCACAAGGGGAAACCGAGAGGUGGCCAGCUCCUUUGGCACGUGCUACCUGGAGAUGAGUUUCCUGCCCCGUUCCCUUUUGUAACUGGAUGAACCUGUGAACCGGCCAUGACUGUCCCAAGCGGUCAGCAGUGUGGUGUGGGAGGGCUGCCGAGUGUGACCUGCGGCCAUUCUUGGGUCUGAUCAUGGAAGACAGGGAAGCUGGAAGAGAUCAUGUGGAAGACUUGUCCUGCACAUGCCCACGUGGGAGGCCUUACCACAAGGUGUGUGAAGGCUUUGCAUUUAUUUUUAUAUGGCGCUUUGCUAUUCUAUCAAACUAAUGCUGAUACCAUGUUACAAGAAUGAAUCAUGAAUAUUUAAAUAUGGCACAAGCAUAUAUUCUAGCACAGUAUCUUAAAUACAGUGCUUAUUCAAAAUGAGGAAAAAUACCAACAUCAACAUGUAAUUGCUGUGACUGCUUCUUUUUGUGGGGAGGGGACUGAUGUGCGCUGAGGCUUCAUUAACUGAAUUAAAAUCAUGGCAA
Sciurus carolinensis (gray squirrel) is the source of this 2854-nucleotide messenger RNA. RefSeq names its product two pore channel protein 2-like. The coding region runs from base 1 to 2316 and encodes 771 amino acids. The record is from RefSeq and is a predicted model, not a curated record. Gene Ontology annotation, cellular component: membrane. Gene Ontology annotation, biological process: monoatomic ion transport; transmembrane transport. Gene Ontology annotation, molecular function: monoatomic ion channel activity. NCBI's taxonomy places the organism in Eukaryota, Metazoa, Chordata, Mammalia, Rodentia, Sciuridae. The transcript is spliced from 19 exons.